GUGGUUUCCCCACGCUGCAGCACAUCAAACAUAAGUUCCACAUGAAGAAGAGCGGGGUGGUGGUGUUCCAGCAGAGCAGCAGAGGUGAGAACAUGAUGUUGAGCAUCAUCACUCCUCCACAAGAAGACAUGCUGUGUGAGCAGGUGGCUGAAGGAGUGCUGGGCAGGUGUGUGUUUGUCAACUGGCCACACCUGGAGGAAGCUCGCAUCAUCGCUGUGUCCGAUGGAGAACGCAAGUUCUACCUGCAGGAAGCAGCAGGUGUGCAGAGGGUGUAUGACACACCUCCACCCACACAAGUCUCCUACCUGUCAGACAAGGAGCAGAGAGACUGGGAGAAAGACGUCCAAGGCAUCACUGAAGAUUUGGUGAAGAAGAAAGGCAUCCAGGUGAACGAGACCUCGGUGCUUCUGUACGGCCAGCUGCUGACAGGAAGGAAGUUUGUACCUAAAGGCGGUGGUGUGGUGGAGCUGGAGAAGCAAUGGGCCAAACAAGUCAUUCCCUUUGCCUACCAGACUGUGGUCAAGGACAUCAAGGCCUUUUAUUCCUCCUUGAGCACCUUCAGCAGCCUAGAAGAACUAUUCCCUCCUCACACAACCGUCUUCAUGGUGGCCAACCCCUACUACGCUGCCAUGGGAGAGGUGCAAGACUCCAGUGAUGUCAUCAAAGAAGGACGUAUACGUGUGGUCUUCAACGUGCCGCAUGAACCCCAACUGGAGGCUCUCAUCCACAACCAGCAUAAGUACUGUGUCAAGUACAAUCCCGGGUAUGUGGUGGCGUCCCGUCUGGGUAUGACCAGCUACCUGGUGUCCCGCUUCUCCGGCAGCAUCUUCAUCGGCAGAGGCAGCAAAAAGAAUCCCUGUGGCGAGCAGAAAGCCAACGUGGGCCUCAACCUGAAGUUCAACAAGAAGAACGAGGAGGUCCCUGGCUACACCAGGAGGACCGAGAAGGAGUGGCUCUACUCCGCCGCCGUGGAGGAGCUUUUGGCGGAAUACCUGGACAGGUUCUCCGAGGUGUUUGACGCCGUGUCCAGGAACUCUCAUGACGACGUGUUCUACGAAGACGACGUCUGGCCGGGGGAGGACCAGAACGGGGCAGAGAAGGUGUCAGAGAUCACCACAUGGCUGAAAGGUCACCCUGUCAGCUCCAUCAGCAGGGCGUCAUGUGACCUGCAGGUGCUGGACGCUGCCAUCGUGGAGAAAAUUGAGGAGGCGGUGGAGAAGUCCAAGGUGAAGAAGAGCACCAAGAAAGUCCGAGUCACUGUCAAGCCACACCUCCUCUUCAGGCCCCUGGAGCAGCAACAGGGGGUGGUCCCAGACCCCAAUGCCGAGUACCGCCUGUUUGACCGCGUCAUCAACACCCGAGAGAGCUUCACGGUGCCACUGGGUCUGAGAGGAACGGUCAUCGGCAUCAAAGGAGCUGAGCGUGAGGACGAGGUUCUCUACGAGGUUCUGUUCGACGAGGAGUUCUCUGGUGGCCUCAACAUCAGGUGCACGUCGCCUCGUUGUUACCGCCUGCCACCCAGCGCUCUGAUGAACGUGUCCCAUGGCGGCCGAACAGAUCCCAGCUCGCACAAACUCACCGCCAUCGUCAAACCUCAGCCUGCCGCCAACUUCUACUCUCAGCAGCAUGUGGGGAACCUCAACCACUCGCCACGCUCGCCCUUUGUCGCCACACAGCACAACAAGCACGCUGCUCCUCAAGGCAACUCCACUUCUAAGGUUCCGAUCCACAAACAACAAGCGAAGAGUAAAGAGGCGUACACUGAUGUGUGGCAAACUCUGCACAAGUCUGCUCCUCCUCAACACCCUCCUGCCCACUGGCAAAACCAUCCUUCAAUGGCUCCCAUCAGACUGUUGAAGAAAAAUGAAGAUCUAGAUUUGCACAACAGCGACUCUAAAGUCAACUCCUCUAAACCAUCGCUGGAGUUUGAGGAGCUUUUAGCCAGCCUGAAGAUCUCCAAGGAGUGCCAGGAGCCUGCAGACCUUCCUGCACCUGCACCUGUACCUGCUCCUGGUCCUGCACCUGCUCCUGGUCCUGCACCUGCACCCUGCAGCCAGUCAGACCAGCCCUUGUCCCCACAGUCCUUUGCCCUGAAGGGCACCAUGGUGCUGAAGGAGAUGUUGAAGAUAGACAACAGUCAGCAGAAGGAACCACAAGUGUGUGAGGCUCAGAAGAACAUGAGAAGAAGAUCUAAAAAACUAGCUGCCAUGAUGAACGUUCCUCAUGGAGAUGCCUCUCCUCACCUGCCUGUCACCUGUGUCAACAACACCCUGAUGGCCAGCAAGGUGUCAGAGCUGGGGUGUGUGUGUGGGGCGCUAGACAUGGCACCUCCAGACUACACCUUCAUGCACAACACACAGGGUGUGGUGUUGUGUCAAGUCAAGCUGUCCAACGGUCUGAUCGUUCACGGACCACAGUGCCAGUCAGAGAACGAGGCCAAAGAAAAAGCUGCUUUCUUCGCCUUACAAAGAUUGAGUUCACUGGGCCCAAGCUUCCCUCUCCAAGCUCCAGUUUACCGCGGUGGCGUUGAACACCUGCAGGCUCCGUCCAUCAGAGCCAUCUUCAACCAGCCAGGUGGCUUGAUGAUGCCGCCCCAGGCCUGUGGCCCCGCCCCUUUGUGGGCGGUACCUCUUCCUGCUCACCUGCACCACCAGAACCAAAACUUCUACAGAGCAGCGGGUGUGUUUCCUGUGCGGCCGCAUCAUGUUGCACCUGUGGGCUCGCACCAUGUUACACCUGUGGGCUCGCACCAUGUUGCACCUGUGGGCUCGCACCAUGUUGCACCUGUGGGCUCGCACAAGCAGUUCAUCCCCUUGCAGGUCAGAGAACACCACUUUUCACUCUUACUUUUUACUCAACUUUGACCCAACUUUGACUC
Entelurus aequoreus (snake pipefish) is the source of this 2878-nucleotide messenger RNA. Its product is annotated as 5'-3' exoribonuclease 1-like. Lineage: Eukaryota; Metazoa; Chordata; Actinopteri; Syngnathiformes; Syngnathidae. The record is from RefSeq and is a predicted model, not a curated record. The transcript has 23 exons. Bases 42 to 2864 code for a protein of 940 amino acids.